Molecule: messenger RNA, 3464 nt
Organism: Echinops telfairi (small Madagascar hedgehog)
Lineage: Eukaryota; Metazoa; Chordata; Mammalia; Afrosoricida; Tenrecidae
Gene: WDHD1
Product: WD repeat and HMG-box DNA binding protein 1
Exons: 26
Coding region: 57-3455 (1132 amino acids)
Biological process (GO): DNA-templated DNA replication; mitotic cell cycle; DNA repair
Cellular component (GO): nuclear replication fork
Molecular function (GO): protein binding; chromatin binding
Source: RefSeq, a predicted model, not a curated record
GCGUCGCGCUUGUGCUCAGCUACGGAGGCACGUCUCCUGGGAGGAUAAAAGAAAAGAUGCCCGCCAUACAGAAGCCAAUGAGAUAUGGACAUACAGAAGGACACACAGAUGUCAGUUUUGAUGAUUCUGGGAGUUGUAUUGUGACUUGUGGAAGUGAUGGUGACGUGAGGAUUUGGGAAGACUUAGAUGAUGAUGACCCUAAGUCAAUUAAUGUUGGAGAAAAGGCAUAUUCCUGUGCUUUGAAGAAAGGAAAAUUGGUCACUGCAGUAUCUAACAAUACUGUUCAAGUCCACACUUUUCCGGAAGGAAUUCCAGAUGGCAUAUUGACUCGCUUUACCACAAAUGCAAACCAUGUGAUCUUUAACGGAGAUGGUGCUAAAAUUGCUGCUGGGUCCAGUGACUUUAUCGUCAAAGUUGUGGAGGUGAUGGACAGUAGCCAGCAGAAAACACUUCGAGGACAUGAUGCUCCUGUCUUAAGUCUUUCUUUUGAUCCCAAGGACAUCUUUCUGGCAUCAGCCAGUUGUGAUGGAUGUGUCAAAGUGUGGCAAAUUUCAGACCAGACAUGUGCUGUUAGCUGGCCACUGCUACAAAAAUGCAAUGACAUGAUCAAUGCAAAAUCAAUAUGCAGACUUGCUUGGCAGCCUAAAAGUGGCAAGUUGCUGGCAAUUCCUGUUGAAAAAUCUGUCAAGCUCUAUAGAAGAGAAACUUGGAAUAAUCAGUUUGAUCUUUCAGAUAAGUUCAUCUCUCAGACCCUCAACAUAGUAACGUGGUCUCCUUGUGGGCAGUAUUUAGCUGCAGGCAGUAUUAAUGGCUUAAUUAUAGUCUGGAAUGUGGAAACUAAAGAAUGCCUAGAAAGGGUCAAACAUGAGAAAGGUUAUGCAAUUUGUGGCCUGGCCUGGCAUCCUACUUGUAGCCGAAUCGCUUAUACUGAUGCAGAAGGGUACCUGGGGCUCCUGGAGAGCGUGUGUGAGCCCAAUGGAAAGAAGUCGAGCAGUAAGGUAUCUAGCGGAGUAGAAGAGGAUUACAACAACCUCUUUGAUGGGGAUGAUGCGAGCAAUGCUGCUGAUUUCCUGGAUGACGGUGCCUUUGAGACCCCCUCUUUCUCGAAGGGGGUUGUCAGUGAUAAUGAGGGUGAUGAGGACUUCAUGCUGGCUUCAAGCCGUUCGAGACGGAGAAGUCACAUGCUGGAAGAUGAUGAGAACUCCGUUGAUGUUGCAUUGCCUAAAAUGGGCUCUGGUCUUCUCAAAGAGGAGGAAGAAGAUGAUCAGGCGGACCACAUCCGCAAUUUAUCAGUGGUAGCGUCCCAAAGGCCAUUUUAUGACGGACCUAUGCCAACUCCCCGGCAAAAGCCAUUCCAGUCAGGCUCUACACCCUUACAUCUCACUCAUAGGUUCAUGAUGUGGAAUUCUGUUGGAAUCAUCCGCUGCUACAAUGACGAGCAAGACAAUGCCAUAGAUGUGGAGUUCCACGAUACCUCCAUACACCACGCAACACACUUGUCAAAUACUCUGAAUUACACAGCAGCAGAUCUUUCUCAGGAAGCUAUCUUGCUGGCCUGUGAAAGCACUGAUGAACUAGCAAGCAAGCUGCACUGCCUGCACUUUAGUUCGUGGGAUUCAAACAAAGAGUGGAUGGUGGAUAUGCCUGCGAAUGAGGACAUCGAAGCCCUCUGUCUCGGUCAGGGAUGGGCCGCCGCCGCCACGAGCGCCUCGCUGCUCCGGCUCUUUACCAUUGGGGGCGUGCAGAGGGAGGUGUUCAGCCUUCCGGGGCCGGUGGUGGCCAUGGCAGGACACGGAGAACAGCUUGUCAUCACUUACCACCGAGGCACAGGCUUUGACGGGGAUCAGUGUCUUGGAGUUCAACUUCUGGAGGUGGGGAAAAAGAAAAAACAGAUCCUGCAUGCUGACCCUCUCCCCCUUUCAAGGAAAUCCCACCUUAUGUGGCUUGGAUUUUCAGCUGAAGGUACCCCCUGCUACGUGGAUUCAGAGGGCAUCGUCCGAAUGCUGAACAGGGGACUUGGGAAUACCUGGACUCCCGUGUGUAACACCCAAGAGCACUGCAAGGGCAAGUCUGACCACUACUGGGUGGUCGGUGUCCAUGAAAAUCUCCAGCAGCUGAGGUGCAUUCCUUGCAAAGGCUCGAGGUUUCCUCCCACCCUUCCCCGACCUGCUGUGGCCAUUUUACCCUUUAAACUCCCGUAUUGUCAGACUGCAACAGAGAAAGGACAAAUGGAGGAAGAAUUUUGGCGUUCGGUUAUGUUUCACAACUACCUUGAUUAUUUAGCUAAAAAUGACUAUGAAUACGAAGAGAGCAUUAAGGACCAAGCAACAAGAGAACAACAGGAGCUUUUAUUGAAAAUGCUUGCGCUUUCGUGUAAACUGGAGAGGGAAUUUCGAUGUAUGGAACUUGCUGAUCUGAUGACUCAGAAUGCUCUGAAUUUAGCUAUUAAGUAUGCCUCUGGCUCUCGGAAAAUAAUAUUAGCCCAAAGACUUAGUGAACUGGCAAUGGAGAAGGCAGCAGAAUUGGCAGCGGCCCAGGAGGAAGAGGAGGAAAGAGAAGAGGCUUUCAGGGGAAAGCCGAAUACUAGUUACUCUAAAACUGCCUCAGAGUGGAGCCAGUCCAGGCUUGGGAGCCAAGUUGAAGAAGAGGCAGAGGCCGAGGACAGCGGAGAAGCUGAUGAAGUUGAAGAAACCACCAACCUACGUAAGCAGGGACAGAACUCAUUUUCCCAAAGUACAAACUCCUCUGAUGUGCCAACUGUGAAGUCAGGUGCUGUUACCUCCAGCCACCAAGGACGCGCAAACCCCUUCAAGGUGAUGGCCAAUUCCAAAGAGCCAGCCAUUUCCACGAAUAUAGCACACUCAACUAAUAUUCUAGAUAAUAUGCACAAAUCCUCCAAGAAAUCCAUUGCACUGAGUCGAGCGGCAAGUAACGAAAAGUCUCCAGUGAUCAAGCCUCUAAUUCCAAAGCCAAAGUCUAAGCAGGUAUCUGCGGCCUCCUUUUUCCAAAAAGCAACUUCCCAAGCUGGUAAGACUGAUGAAGCGAAAGAAGACAGCGCUAAAAAGUCGUCCUCUGAGACCCCAGCAGUGUCUCCUCAAAACAGUGAGAGCAAAAGGCCCACAACUGGGUUCCAGAUGUGGCUGGAAGAAAACAGAAGCAGCAUUUUGUCCGACAACCCUGACUUUUCGGAUGAAGCAGAAAUAAUAAAAGAGGGAAUGCUCCGCUUCAGAGUGCUGCCAGCUGAAGAAAGGAAGGCGUGGACUGACCGGGCCAAAGGAGGGCCUGCACGUGAUGGAGCCGAAGUGAAAGCUCAAAAGCGGCCGUUGGAUGAAAGUAACGAAUCAGAAAGCCAGAGAGAAAAGACAAAGGAGAAGGUGAACUUGCCCAAAAAGCGAAAACCUUUAGAUCGUUCUACAAAUCAGAAACUGUCGGCUUUUGCAUUUAAGCAAGAAUGAUGGGAAGAA